Molecule: messenger RNA, 2183 nt
Organism: Trachemys scripta elegans
Lineage: Eukaryota; Metazoa; Chordata; Testudines; Emydidae
Gene: IL20RA
Product: interleukin 20 receptor subunit alpha
Exons: 7
Coding region: 151-1947 (598 amino acids)
Molecular function (GO): interleukin-20 binding
Source: RefSeq, a predicted model, not a curated record
CACCUGCACCCAGCAGCAGCAGCAGCAGCGCGGCCGGAGCGGGAGGGACCCAACUGUUGCCGGGGGAGCUGCAGCCUGCGCUCGCUGCUGAGGCAGACAGAAGCCCCCCGCGGAGUCGGAAGAUGUGAGUCCUUCCCGCCCGCUCGCCCCAUGUGCGCCCCCAGGUCCUGGAGGCGGGCGGGAGCCACCUGGCUUCUCAUGCUGCAGCUGCUCCUGCCUUCUCCGGGGGCGCCAGCAGAACUGUACUGUUCUUUGCCCAGUCCUAGAAAUGUCCAUUUUGAAUCUAAAAACCUGAAGAAUAUCCUGCACUGGUCACCACCAGAAGAACUAGGAGAGGGAGUACUCUAUAAGGUGAAGUAUUUGAUAUACGGCAUCGGUAAAUGGAUUAAAAAGUCAGAAUGCAAGAACAUCAGUAGAAGAUGGUGUGACCUCUCCAACGAAACAUAUAACCACGAAGACCAAUACUAUGCAAGUGUAAAAGCCUUUUUCAAUGGCAACUGUUCCAGAUGGACAGAAACUGCACGGUUCAAUCCUCUCACUGAUACUAAAAUUGAUCCACCAGCAGUUACUGUGUCUUCCACUGAAAAAUCCAUAUCAAUAGUUCUGACUGCUCCUGAGAAAUGGAAAAGAACCCCUGAAGAGGAAUCUAUAUCUUUGUAUCAAGUCUACUCUGGCCUGCAAUAUAAUGUGUCUGUACUCAACAAAAAAACAAAGAAAAGGUGGGUCUUCUCUAUUAAAAACAAUACACUGGUUGUGCCCCGGUUGGAAUCCAAUACAGUUUACUGUGUCAAUGUACAGACAUAUGUUACAACACCACUUUUGCUCAGUGGAUUUUCCAAAGAACAUUGCAUUGCUACUCUGAAAGACCCAGCAGUAGAGCAGACUAUAACAAUCGUAUUUGGAUGUAUUCUGCCCAUCAUUUUAACAGGCCUCAUUAUGUCUAUGGCAGGCUAUUAUGUGCACAGGUAUAUUCAUGUCAGCAAGCAAAAGCAUCCGGCUAACCUGGUAUUGCACUACACCGAUAAAUGUGAUGAGAGGGUUUUUAUCCCCUCUGAAAAAAUAGUGGUUAACUUCAUCACUAUUAAUAUGAUGGGUGAGUACAAGACUUCCCAGGAAACCGUUAAUUUAAUAGGCAGGACCAGCCACAGUUGCAGUUCCAUUCAUGAUGAAAGCAGAGUCGAUGAUAAGCCUCUGAAAAGGGCACUGGAAGUGAAACACAUGGUUGAUACUUCUGAAGAUGUGAAAAUUUUACCUGACUCUGAGCGAUAUGGGAUAUGCCAACAUGGAUUCCACUCUGCUUUGGGUCAAAGGAAUGAAGGGGUUGUAGAGUAUGAACUUGAUGUGAGGCCUGCAGACCUUUUUCCUGUGCAAAAGCUAAAAGAAUGUGGUUUGGCAGAGAAGUCUUCUGCACCAAGAAAACUGCUAGAUGAGCCACAGAUCACUUUGAGGGAUUUCGCUGACAAUAAAAUGGGACAGUCAUACUGUCCCCAGCUUGAUGUGCGGGUUACAGACAUGUGUUCGGUGCAGAAACUAAAAGAACUCAAUUGGGAGGAGGAGGCUGCUGCACCAGAGGAACUACUGGAUGAUCCACAGCUUGAUUUGGGUACUGAAAAAAUAGGACAAUCUUACUGUCCCCAGUUAAGAACAAUAACACAGAGCCUCCAAGACCAAACUGGGACAAUGGAGGUAGAAGAGGAGGAUGAACAGACCAUAUUAAUAGAUUGGGAUCCUCAUACUGGAAGACUUUAUAUACCUACUUUGUCCAGUUUUGAGAGUGAUGCACAUAAAGAAGUAUUUGAGCAUGAAGUGUGUGAUCAGCCUGCUAAAGAGGGGCUUUUGUCCAAACUCUGUAAGAGGCAGGCGUCUGAUGAGCCAUCAGUAGACCAAGAACCAUAUCUCCUGCAAUUCAAGGAGCAAUGGGGCUUGCAUGUAAAAAUGGAAGACUGAACAGGCUUCCUUCAAGACUUUAAAUGUUAAAUGUAAAUUGUUCUUUAUACCUUCAAAAGGUAUUUGUUUCAUCCAAAUCAUGGCUCAGUUUGGCCUAGAGGCUGGAUUUGUACCGGCAUUAUCUAAUCUCUGCUAUGUUGUCAUCUUUUUGAAGACUUGUAUUGUAAAGAGGAUGCUCUAUAAGGAUUAUUCUGGUGUCUUCCUCAUGUUAUACACAUUAAAACAAAUGAUCUGUG